Messenger RNA from Pelobates fuscus (common spadefoot toad), 1007 nucleotides. RefSeq lists its product as uncharacterized. The coding region runs from base 8 to 850 and encodes 280 amino acids. The record is from RefSeq and is a predicted model, not a curated record. The transcript is spliced from 7 exons. NCBI's taxonomy places the organism in Eukaryota, Metazoa, Chordata, Amphibia, Anura, Pelobatidae.
AACGAACAUGAAGCUGAUUUUUAUUUUUACCUUUGGACUUUGUGUUGGAGGAGGUUCGAAUGGGAUGAAAAGUGACUCCAGGGAGAAUCAUUUCCAUUGUCAGUGUGAGAAAUGCAAAAAAAAAUAUGAGGCUGUUGCCACAUGCGGAGGGAUUAACUGCUCGUUUGAUAUGAGAGGAACUAAGAAAUGUGUAUGUGAAAAUACAAAGUCUAUGGGCUCUGGUAUACAAGUAUGCUGCAAAGGAAACACUUAUAUCUGCUUUAACAACAAGAACGUGAAAAAUGCAGUUACGCAGCCAGAAAUAACUGUCCCUUCACCAUUCCCAUCCUACGAAAGUGAGAAUGAAGAGAUGGAUAGCAGCAAAGAAUGUAAAGAUGACAACGAAAAAUGUAAAGAUGGCAGCGAAGAAGAUAAUAAAGAAAAUAAAGAUGUUAGCAAUGGGGACAAUGAAAACGAGUCAGACAAAGGAGUAGAUAAUAAAACAACCAAUGGACGAUCUUCUAAUCAAAAUGAAAGUUGGCUGAUCGUUACUCUUGUGAUUCUCCUCCUCUGUGUGGCAUUUGCUGUUUUAAUUAUCGUUAUGCGUAAACGCAUUUUCAAGCUUCAAGAAAGUCAACCAGAUGAGCCUGUUGGAGGAGGAUUACCUGUAAAGGAUCAGCAAGGGAAAACAAUUGUUACCAUUUAUGCUAAAGCGAAUCACCCAGAAGUUAUCGGAGAGAAGAUCACAUUGGGCCAUCACUAUGAAGAAAUUGCAACCACAUCUCUGGUAAAGGCAAAGCAAAAACUUGGCGAAGACGCGGGUUAUUCUACAGUUGGUCCCGCAUUCACCAGCCAACAGGUCUCAGCUUGAGGAGCAGAGCCGGCAGGCAGAACAUAGCCGGGGCCGGGGCAAGCUGUCUGAUGGAAGAGAAUCCUUUCAAUAUUAGACACAAUGCUGGGAAUGUUAUGGGGCUACUACAGACAGUAUCCUGGACAUCUAAUGAGCUGGUUCUGGAUUGAUGUUUAUU